Paramecium primaurelia is the source of this 3092-nucleotide messenger RNA. The record is from the annotation of a GenBank genome assembly. Lineage: Eukaryota; Ciliophora; Oligohymenophorea; Peniculida; Parameciidae.
AUGCCAAAGAGCAGCCAUUUUGAAAAAUCAUUUAUUCCAAAAAAGGCUUAAUUAUCUGAAGGAUCUUUAUCAAGAAAGAUAGGGACAAUCUCAAUUUAAUAAAAUGAUUUAAAUGAAAAACAAUAAGAUUAAUUAGCUUAGAUUGAAUUAAAUAGAAAAUAAUCUGAGGAAUCUAUUAAACCAGCUUAAUAUAAUGGAAUCCCUUUAUUAAAUAAAUAAUAUUAAAAUGAGAUCUAGUAAUAUUUAGAGAGCAUAGAAGUAUAAAUAUAUUAUAUAUAUAUAGGAAAAACCAGCAGAUAAAUAUCUAAUCAAGUUUUCUCUUAAUUUUAAAAAUAUUGGUAAAGAAAACUAUCACAGAUCAUUUUUUAUACUUGAAAUUAUAGAUAUAAGGAGGAAAGAUUUAAUAGGGAAAUCUUUAUCUGAAAAUUAAAAUUAAUAAACAAAUGAUAGUAAAUUCUAUUCACUUUAAAAUAAUAAUCAUAGUAAUUGUAUUUUAAAUGUUAGAUACAACAUAAGAGGAAGAACAAACUAAAGCUAAUGUAUCUGGAUUUGUUUAAUCAGAAUAACCAUAUUCUGAGAUUGUUCCAGUUAAUAAAGACAUUGGUUGUGGAGUGACUGAUCUUUUGGAAAGAAUGGGACCUUCAAAAAAGUAAAAAUAAGAUCAAGAUUUUGGUUUAUUCAAUUUAGAUUCUGGUAGAGAUAGUAUGAGUUAUGGUCCUUUAUCAUAAAGAGCUCAUUUUAUAAAUCCAAAUUAAAAAGAAGGAGAAUUAGAAGAAAUUGUAAAAUUGGAUUAAGAUUUCAAUGUAUUAGGAAUUUAAUUGAAUAGUGCUAGUGCUAUUAUGUAAAAAGUAAAAAACUAAUAAUACGAACCUGAAGAUGAAUUUGAUAUUGAUGAAUCACUUAAAUAAUAAAAAUAACAACUUGGUAAAUCAAGUAGUGAUAAUGAAAAGGAUAAAAAAAAUGAUAUUUUAGAAAUAAUGAAGAAGAAUAAAUUGAAAGGAAAAAAUCAUGAAGAAGAAGAUGUUGAAGCUUUAAAAUCUAAAUCAAGUAUGACAUCUGCAACUUCUGGAAAUUCAGCAAUUUAAAUUAUAAAAAAGUUUUAAAGCACUACUCAUCUUACAUAAGGACUUAAAUUUAUAUCUAUAUCUAGUUUAAGUGUUUUUUUAAUUCUAAUAAUCUUGAUAACAGUACAUUUAGUAAUAAUAACAAUUAGUAAUUAAGAUACAUCUUUAACUAUUAAUGAUAUUAAUGGACCUUUCAUAUUAAAUAGAAGUUAUUUAGAAGUUAUUUCAUUUACAUGGAGUUUAAUUGUUGGAACUUUAGAUAUUAUUGAUACAAGCGAAUUUAUGAAAGCAUAAACAUAUAGUGAUUUAUAUAACACUACAAGUGAAUUAUAUGAUGAAAUUAAUAAUAUGUAUUUAGGGUUUAUUGAGGUAGAAGAAAAAGGAAUGUUAUCAUUAUAAAAAUUUACUUUUUUAAAAGGAAAUACAGAAGAUAUAAGAUUUCCUUAUUUUAUUAAUUUAAUUGAGGGAACCUUAGAUAGAGUUGUAAAAAUAGUUUAACUUGAAAUUAAAGAUUUUUCUAAAAUAUUAACAAGGGAAUAUUUGGAUUAAUUAUUUUUAUUGAGAUUUAAUCUAAAUCAAUUAUAUUUAAUGUCAUCAGAAUUAAUUGAUUCUUUGAAUGUAGUGUUUUUGACUUAAACUAAUGAAAGGGUUAUUGAGAUGUAGACUUAAGUUAUUAUUGAAAUAAUUUGCAUUGCUGUCAUUUUAUUAAUUGAGUUGUAUUUUUGGAAACAAAUUUAAAAUUAUAGUUAGUAAUUAAUGCUUUUAACAGGAAGACUUUAAGAAAGUGAUGCAAAUGAAUCUAUUGCAAGAGCUUCUUUGGUUAAAGAAACCUUAACAUAAUAAAGUGGAAAAUACAGUUGGAAGAAAUAAAAUUAUUAUUCUUUAAAUUAUUAAUCUCUUAAUACAUUAAAUUUUGAACUAUUAAAUUAAUAGUCUAGAAUUAUCAAGGAUUUAGCUUUAAAAAAUCAUCUUGAUAUAAAUUAAAAUAAGAAUCAUUAAUAAGAAAAUAAUAAUAGAAAGUAAUAAUCAUAAACAAAAAGAAAUAUUAAUGUAGUUUUAAGUUCAAGAAUUUAUAAUACUCAAAUAAGCUUGUUAUCUUAUAUUAUUAUGUUAUUCAUAGUCUUUAUUAUAAUAGCAUUAAUGUUAUUUGGAGGAUUUUUAUUAUUUUCUUAAUAAAUUUCUGAUUUAGGUCCAUCUUAAGCUUUAACUGGAAAUUAUAUUAAAUUUACUUAAAAGUUGGACACUUUAAUGGCAUGUGCUUUAAUAUUAAAGACUUAAUAGUUAGUUUAUAAUGCAGUAAUAGAUUUAGGAAUUUAUGAUCAAGCAACAAUAAAUUCCUUCCAUUAAACAAAUGAUAUAGUUGAAUUAUUCAGUGAUUUAAGUAAAAUCUAUUCUGAAAAUUUAACCUCUAUAUAUGAGAGUAUUUUAUAAUCAAAUAAAAUAAAAGAAGAGGAUAAAUAAUUUUUAUUUUCACUUUAUUAAGAUGAUUUUUGUCAAGAACUUAGUGAUGAAAUUCCUAUGUGCAAUUUAGAUGAUUUUGGAUUUGAAAAGUUUACUUAAGCAUUUGAAUAACCUAUUUUACCUUAAGAUGAUAAUAGAGAAUAUGUUAACAAAGGUAUUGUUGGAGUAAUAAGUAGAUUGGAUACAUUAUUUGGUUAAUUUUUUGAUUAUGAAAUUGAGUUUAAGUAAUUUUAACCAGAUACUGAUUUAUGUUUAGAAUAAAUAAAAAUGAAAGAGUUUAGAAAUGCAGUAUUUUCUCACUUUUUAGAUACUAAUGAUGGAACAAAUACAUUUUUAGAUAUCAUAUAUAUUAGUAUUUAUGGAAUAUUAGAUGAAAAUCUAAGAUAUAUAUAUCUGUAUUAUGGUGUAGUUGGAGUAUUAGUUGGAUUAUCAUAUGCAAUAUACUAUAUUGUAAUAAUCAUUAAAACCAAUAAUAAAUUAAUUAGAACAAGAUUGGCUUUGAUUACAUUACCUAUUUCAAUUUUAACAGAGUAACAUACAAUAUCAAUGUUAAAAAGAUUAAAUUGA